Molecule: messenger RNA, 633 nt
Organism: Meyerozyma guilliermondii ATCC 6260
Lineage: Eukaryota; Fungi; Ascomycota; Pichiomycetes; Serinales; Debaryomycetaceae
Gene: NAT4
Product: Nat4p
Exons: 1
Coding region: 1-633 (210 amino acids)
Cellular component (GO): nucleus
Molecular function (GO): histone H4 acetyltransferase activity; protein N-terminal-serine acetyltransferase activity; histone H2A acetyltransferase activity
Source: RefSeq, a predicted model, not a curated record
AUGAGCAUCGCAUUGAAUCAAGAAUUGGACGAGGAUAACCCUCAAUUGGUUGCUGCUGCGGCCACUGCCUUGUCCUCUGUGUCAUGCACUAUCUUUCCUGAUGUCUUGGAAGUUGGGGAAUUGUCGGCCAAAAGAAUUUGUUCAGACUUUCGUACUGUAAAGAUCCCAAAUCUUCUUUCAUUAAUAGAUACUAAUUUGCGACAGCAUUACAUACGGACCCAAGGUCGACAAUGGCACAAACAAAAGAAAGAGGAAAUGGUCACACCAGGGCUCGUAUAUAUACUGUAUGUCUGCGAUGAUAAAUUAGUAGCGUUUCUUUCCUAUAUGCUUACUCGUGGAGACGAUGAACCGGUACUUUAUCUAUACGAAAUCCACGUAGAUCCCGCUUACCAGCACCUUCGGGUUGGGUCUCGUCUUCUUCUGGAUUUCCACCGGUUGGCAGAAACUCUCAAAUCUCCAGAAACACCUCCACUUUUACACUGCGAGGCUACCAUGUUAACCGUGUUCACAGACAAUACCCACGCACUCCAAUGGUACUUGAAACUCGGCUAUAUCCUCGCAGACGACUCGCCAACCGACCGCAAAUUGAGGAAUCAUACCGUGGUUCCCGAGUACUAUAUAUUGAAACGAUAA